CAACAUGAUCACCCGACGUCUGCAGCAUUUGUGUGUCACUCCCAAGCGCAAUCACAUCCACGGCAUCUCAACUGCCAAGGGCUCAGCAUCUUGGCUCCUUGUCCUUCCCAUACUGUGAUCCUCUCGUUCAAGACUGGACAAGAUGUCUAGCAUUUUCAUCCAUGAUUGUCUUCCCAUUAAAGAAGAGAGCAUUCCGCUCGACCUGGCAGAUACUUCCAAACGCUGUUCUGCGACGUUGCCGACACUCGCCUGUCUAAUAUCAACGUAGCACUGUACCCACCGUUGAUACCUUCCUUCCGCGAGCUUCAUGACUGCCACGUUCCCGCAACUGCCGCCUACGGCAUAUUUUCCUCAGUCUUGCAACCAAUCCAACAGCGACAAAUCUAGCAUUUUUUCAUCCAGAGAUACCUCCAAGUCACGCAGUCCGGACAACACACUCUCACAUGAGUACACACCGUUCUUCCCGGCACCAUCUUCCAAAGUAGGUUCACUUACAACGAUCUCGCACUCGAAGAGCCUGUCUCUGGACUCAUGUCCUGCCGUUGGCAUUUCUGCGUCUGAAAAGACCUUCUCCUCUUUGUCUUCCGGUGCUUCAAGUCCCGCAAGUCUCACGUACAGCCCGGCAGUUCAGUCUGCGCUUCGAGAUUCGUGCCAUUCGAGUAUCAGUUCACACUACUCUGCAAUGGCCUCGCCGUAUCCUCUCGGCAACAACCCCCAGACCGAUCCAGAAAAGCGACAAGCUCCGACAAGAAAUAGUAGACUAGCAGCAAGUGACGAGACUGGAACGGGACGUCGGUGCGCAUCAUCAUCAUUAUACGGUCUACCGGAAAGAGAAGAUGACGAAGCAACUUUCAACCUCGAAAACAAGGCCUUGAGCAUAUUGCUUUAUCUUUCUUUCCCAAAUUGCGUUGUAUCCUUCAUCAUCCUCUUAUACACCCUGCUCGCGCUUUUGACAGCAACUCUACUCCAGCCCCUUCGGAUCUGCACAAGCGCCGGCUCGUUCUGGCAACAAGUCGCCGUUUUGCUUGCACCAACUCUCAACAUCCAACUCGCAUAUAUUCAUUCGUCAUACUCUGCAAUUGAAUACAGCGCAUCAAUGCUGGUCAUAGUCAAUCUGCUUUCACCCUUGCUUUCGUUGGGAGUUGCCGGUGCAGCCUGGGUCGCUGCUGCCUUUUGGUUCUUCAAUGCUAUUCUUGGUGAUCCCGACGGCUCGGACAAGCCUAGGGGUUAUAACGACGGUCGAGCAUCUGUAAUAGGUGUACGAAGGUGGUGGGAAACGUGGCUCAGGCGACCACUAAGGCAUUUCCCGAGGUAGUUAACAUUGUCAUCACAAUUUCAUUUUCACUUCCUAGGCUUUUUGUAGAAUUGUAACGCAAAGGCACGUGUAUUGUAUACAUACGGUGUUAUUAUGAUACCAAAGGGGGUUAUGAGCACGUACGGCGCUGGGAACACUGUAUUUUUCAUGUGAUGGGACAGCAAAUCUACUUCAAGAUUUUGGUCAAAACGAGAGCGCAUGCAAAGAGAGAGAGGUAGGUCAACCUGGAUUUGCUUCUGAGAUCCCCAUUUUAUGCAGUUCUCUGAACAGUCUUUGGCUAUAUACCCUGACGAAACUACAAGGCGGCCUGCGCUCAAUGUGCCGUGGUCAAACAAUUGAAUGUCUGCUUUAAA
Verruconis gallopava is the source of this 1668-nucleotide messenger RNA. RefSeq lists its product as uncharacterized. Bases 308 to 1315 code for a protein of 335 amino acids. The transcript has 2 exons. The record is from RefSeq and is a predicted model, not a curated record. NCBI's taxonomy places the organism in Eukaryota, Fungi, Ascomycota, Dothideomycetes, Venturiales, Sympoventuriaceae.